CCUGACCUAAAUAUUGGGGUGGUUCCUUUUCAAAUUUCGCAGCAUAUGCCGAGAGUGGGCAUCUUUCUAGGUUUUGAAUAUAGAAUAUAUUUGUUUUGAUGGUAUAUUCUUAGAGUAUAAGGCAUAUCCUAAAAAGCUUGACGUUUUCUUCGAGGACUUGUCGGUGGGACACAUAAAAUAGUGCUGUUCUCCUCACUCUCUAGUCUCGCACUUCCGGCCAUGGCGAGCUUUGAAGUGCAAGAGCGCCAAGUCUCAAUGAUCUCUCCCGAGAAGAAACUGGAAGAUGCCCACUACUCCAAGCUUCCAUUCACGACUUUCGACAUAAUGCAAAAGAGAAGCAGCAUGCCUUACCUCCAGCGCGUUUGCUUCUUCGAAUCCAAAGGCGGUAGCAGUAGCAGUAACGAGAGCUUGAUUGAGAGGAUGAAGGCGAGCUUGGCCAAAGUCCUGGUAGAUUUCUAUCCCUUAGCUGGAAGGCUAGAGAUAAAAAACGAGGGAGACAGACCUGUGAUCUCUUGCAGCGGAGCCGGCGUUGAGUUCUGCGUCGCUGAUGCAAACGUCUCCCUGGAGGAGCUCGAUUACUCCCAGCCCCGGCCGUGGUUCUCCAAGCUGAUCAAAAGAGGAAACUAUGAGUUUAGUGGCUUGUCGACCAACAUACCUUUCAUCACUAUCCAGGUGACCGAGUUUCGCUGCGGAGGCGUGUGUGUUGCUUGGUCGUAUGAUCAUCUCGUCAUGGACGGCAGCUCGCAGUGGCAAUUCAUGUGUUCCUGGUCCGAGAUCUGUCGAGGCCUUCCCAUCUCCAGGCCUCCAACUCACGACCGGUUUUUCGAGCAGCAGCACGAGCAGUUCUCCAGCAUAACCCCGACCAGUUCCCUUUCAUGUGUCUUCGAGGACGUUUCCACUGGCAUGGAGGCCAAGAUCUUCGAGUUCGAUGACGAGACUAUCGAGAGGCUUAAGUUCUUGGCGUCGGGUCGUUUCUCAGCGUUCGAGGUCGUGGCGUCACAGGUCUGGAUAGCACUUUGCAAGGCUCGCGAUCUUCCAGCGUCUCAGAAAACCAGCCAUCAGCUUCCACUCAACUGUAGAAGCCGGCUGAGCACUCCUCUCCCGGCGGGCUACUUUGGAAACUGUGUGCUCUGUGCGUUGGCCGAGUCCACAGCCGGGGAACUUGUGACUGGAGGGCUUCCAUUCACGGCAGCUGUUGUCCACGAGGCAAUCACGAGUUUCAAGAAGGAUGAGAUCCGCUCGGCAAUUGCCAUCUACAACGAAGACACCAAAGGGACUAGCCCGUUCAGCAAAGGCGUGACAGAUGGUGUGGAUACCUGGGGUGGCAGCUCUCCAAGAUUUCCAAUGUAUAGUCUGGACUUUGGAUGGGGGAAACCAGCCGCUGUUCGACACGCUACGAAGCUGUGGAACGGCUUCUGCUUCUACGACCCGUCACCGAGAGGUGGUAAAGCCAUUGAAGCCACGGUGUACCUUUCUCCUGAAACAAUGGCGAAGUUCAGUGAGGAAGUCAAGACGAAUCAAUCAAUCCGUGCCUGCUGUUUAGAAUAUAAUAUCCCCGAGCCUCUAGGAGUCCGUGCUGUUUCUGUGCUGCUUUGCUUGUCACUGCGAGUUCGGGCUUGGAUCUCCGACGGGAUGAAGAUGAAAAUGGACGACUUUCAAGUGAAAAUCACCGAGGUACAUCUUGUCUCGCCUGCAGAUCCCACAGAGAGGUGUCAGCUCCCCUUCACAACAUUCGAUCUAAUGCAAAAGAGGGACUCCAUGCCAUACCUUCAAAGAGUAGCGUUCUAUGAAUCCACAGGUAAAGACGCAGAUCUCCUCGUCCGCCACAUGAAGGAGGGCCUCGCCAAAGUUUUGGUGGACUUCUAUCCCUUUGCCGGAAGGAUAAGUUUCUCAGGAGGUGGCAUGCCGGAGCUGGAUUGCAACGACCAUGGCGUCGAGCUGAGCGUGGCCGAGGCCAAUGCGUCACUGGAAGAGCUGGACACCUCUCAGUACUCACCGCUGUUUAAGAAGCUCAUACUGCGUGGGAACUACGAAGAGACCACCAUGACCGGCACAGCACCACUCUUCGCUGCUCAGGUGACUAAGUUCAAGUGUGGAGCUGUGUCAGUCGCUUGGUCCUUCGAUCACCUGGCAGUCGAUGGCAUCGCGAUGAUGCACUUCAUCACCUCCUGGGCCGAGGCAAGCAGCGGCAAGCCGAUCUCCAAGCCUCCAGUCCACGACCGCUACUUUGAGCGGAGGAACAAAGAUCUGGCAGCCAAAGUUGAUGAUUCCGCUCCAUUCCAGUACACCUUCGUGGAUCCAACAGCUGGAGUGGAGUCCAGGAUCUUCUCCUUCGACGAAGACGAGGUGGAGAAGAUGAAAAAACUCGUGCUCGAAGGAAACUCCGACCAGCAAGAGAACGGAGAACACGAGAGCUUCACCACCUACGAGGCCGCUGCGGCACACUUUUGGGUGGAGCUCUGCCGUGCUCGAGAUCUUCCAAAGUCGCAGACGACGAGAGCCCAGAUUGCCGUCAACUGCCGUCCAAAGAUCGUGCCGCCGUUGCCACAGGAAUACUUCGGCAACGUUGUUCUCCCCGGAUUGGCGGUGUCCACCAUCGGCGAGCUCACGGUACCCGGCAGCAAGGCGGUGGCGGCCAGGCUGCUCAAGAAAUCCAUCAGGAGCUUUGGAAUGGAGGAGAUCCGGUCGCAAAUCCAGAGCUACCACGAAAACUACCGCAACAAAAAUCCAAUGGCGCAGGGGCUGACCGAUGGAGUGGACAUCUUCUUUGGGAGCUCGUUGCGGCACCCUCUGUACGAGGUGGAUUUCGGAUGGGACAAACCUGUGGCGGUGCGCCAUGGACGAUUCCUAUGGGACGGCUUCUGCUUCUUCGAUCCAAGCCCUAGGGGCGGGAGGAGCAUGGACAUCACCGUACAUUUGCUGCCUCCAAUCAUGGCCAAAUUCGCUACCACAAUCAAAAUGCUAGAACCCUAAAAUGGUACUUUUAUAAUUUCACGUUUUAUUUUUUAA
Selaginella moellendorffii is the source of this 3009-nucleotide messenger RNA. RefSeq lists its product as uncharacterized. The transcript is spliced from 4 exons. NCBI's taxonomy places the organism in Eukaryota, Viridiplantae, Streptophyta, Lycopodiopsida, Selaginellales, Selaginellaceae. Bases 220 to 2973 code for a protein of 917 amino acids. The record is from RefSeq and is a predicted model, not a curated record.